AUGGCGGAGACAAACAAUCAGAGUAGCGCUACCCUAUCCACCCAAAGCGAGCCCGGAGAUUUAUAUGAAUAUGAGCCAUUGCCCACCCCCACGUCCAUUAGACUCAUAAAGGUGGAGGGCAAAGACCAAGACGGGGCAGUCCAUGUGCGCCUAAAGACCAUUGAUCUAAAAGACGCGCCUUGGUAUCACGCCGUCUCCUACACCUGGGGAAACCCACACACGGAGUUACCCCACGCUCAAGCAACUCAUGCGGCUUACUCUCAAAAGUAUCCGCCUGAGUACCGAGAGCCUAUAGUGGCAAACGGGAAACGUCUCUAUGUCAGUCGAAGCGCAUAUGACGUCCUAGUUUCCGUGCCGAAGGACGCUUGGGCGAAGCGAUGCAACCAGAGAAAUCCCAAUAACCAACUUCGCGCGAGUAUCCAUUCAGCCUGUAUGACGAACAAGAUAGAGUUUGUCGAGGAGCUGAUCUCUGCCGGGGUUGACAUAAAUGUUCAAGAUGAACUUGGCCGGACUCCGCUGUCCUAUGCCGCAAGACUUGGGAAGCCUGAUUUUGUGGAGCUCUUGCUCGCUGCUGGUGCCGAUCCCAACAUGGUUGAUGAGAAUAACGACCGGCCUGUCGAUCAUGCUCGGGAAAGCGGAGUGGACGAGGUUAUCAAAUGCCUCGAAGAGGCCGAGAAAAGAGAUAAAGCGGAUGGUCCUGCCACAUCAUGGCCCGAGGGCCCCCAGAUGUGGUGUUGGGUCGACCAGAUCUGUAUUGAUCAGAGCAACCUCGAAGAGAGAGCUUCACAGGUGUCAAUCAUGGACCAGAUCUACGAAUGUGCUUCUUACACUCUUAUAUGGCUCGGGUUAGAGGACGCUUAUACCGAGACUGCUGUCGAGACGAUCUGCAAACUGUAUUCCGCGCAAGGAGAUUUUAUUCAUGGCAAUGACAUUAUUCCCUACAAGCACCAGCCCCAGGAGAUAUACGACACGGCUGAUAUUCCGUAUGUUUCGCUAGCAGAGUGGACGGCUGUCGCGACGCUUUUUCUACGGCCGUAUCUAAGAAGACUCUGGGUGAUACAAGAGAAUAUUCUCUCCGACACAUGUCUUGGAUAUUGCGGUAGGUUCGAGGUGCCUUGGCGGGCAUUCUGCACAGUUGCGCAACAGAUCUACUUCCGGCAGCUCGUUCUGGGGAGGGUUACUUCAACGGAGUUCAUCGACAUCAACAGUCCCGUGGUGGCCAUCGAGAGUGAGAUAGUGCAUCUGACGCAGUGGAAAGAUCGCCUACAGAGGGGCGACCAAGCUUCUAUGCCCAAAGCCCUCUCGUUAGAGAACCUCCUCUUCGAGACCUGGACCUUCCGCGCCACCGACCCAAGAGACAAGGUAUUUGGGCUUUACGGUCUGUUGGCCAAAGCUGGAACUGUCCCCUGGAAGCCGGACUAUUCGAAAUCUGCCGCGCAAGUCUACGCAGAUGCCACAAAAGAAGUGAUGAGGAACGCCGGUGAACUGCGCAUGCUGUCUGCCGUCCUCGAUCGUUCGCUCCACAACAUCUCAGACCUCCCGUCGUGGGUUCCCGACUACAGCGUCCCGUUUUGCAACAUGAUGUGCGCUAAUUACAACGCUGCUGGACAUCUGCCCCAGCAGGCUAUCCAACCCGCCCCUUGGAACAUACUCACAGUAUCCGGACUGAAAAUCGAUACCGUCCUGCAAACGGGAAACACCACUUCUGGGCCCAAACAGAUCUCCAUGUUCUUCGACGCACGCUGGUUCGAGCUCGCCUUGCUCGUCCCACACCCUUACCACAACAGCCAGGCACGAACCGAAGCACUGUGGCGCACAUUAUGCGCGGACCAGAAGAAAGACGGCUCAUUCCCAGCGCCUACAGCGUACGGGGCCCUUUUCCGAAACAUGCUGUGCAGACUUACCUGUGUUAAAGCAGAGGAGACCGCCAGAGCUGCUGAGCAAGAUCCAAAUGUAGUGGUGCUUGAGGCAGCCCUAUACCAUAUCCGACAGAUUCUGUCAAAUCCGCCGAUUUCGAAUCUCUCGCUCGAAGAUAUUCAACGCACCUUUGGAGACCCAGACACAAAUCUCAGCAGCCCUGACCUCCAGACUCUCACUCAUCUUCUUUACAAACUCCAUUUUCUCGGCGUGGUGGAGGAGGAUCCCUGGACGCCGACUAUUGAUGAGAUCGAGGGGUCUUACCGUAGUGCGAAAUGGCAGACAUGGGAGGAGAGCAGUGCACUUCCUGGCGAUGGUAUCGAGUACCACGAGGCACUCCGAAGUAAGCAUGGUAGACGGUGUCUGUUUGUAACCGAGAAGCGGUUUCUCGGGCUUGGUCCUGCAUCGAUGCUCGAUGGAGAUGAGGUGUGGGUUGUACCUGGUGCUGGUGCUGCAUUCAUUCUAAGGCCAGUUGGGCAGGGAACAUUUGCUUUGGUUGGUGAGGCAUACGUGCAUGGAGCCAUGAAUGGGGAGGUGAUUGAACAAAGUGGCGCGGGCCUUUCUAGUAUUCGUCUUGUCUAG
Messenger RNA from Aspergillus bombycis, 2499 nucleotides. RefSeq names its product Ankyrin and HET domain protein. Gene Ontology annotation, molecular function: protein binding. Lineage: Eukaryota; Fungi; Ascomycota; Eurotiomycetes; Eurotiales; Aspergillaceae. The transcript has a single exon. The record is from RefSeq and is a predicted model, not a curated record. Bases 1 to 2499 code for a protein of 832 amino acids.